AUGGCGGCGCGGCCGUGGCCGCUGCUGCUGCUGCUGCUGCUGGCGGGGCCGGAGCGGGGCCCGGGCGGCUCCUCCGGGCGGCUCCGCCUGGGGCUGGGGCCCGGCCCGGCCCUCGGGUAUUUCCCCGAGGAGCGCUGGAACCCGGAGUCGCCGCUGCGGCCGCCGCGCGUGGCCGUGGCGCUGCUGGCGCGGAACGCGGCCCAUGCGCUGCCGCUGGUGCUGGGGGGGCUCGAGAGGCUGCGGCACCCCAAGGACAGGAUGGCGCUCUGGGUGGCCGCUGACCACAGCGUGGACAACACGUCGUCGCUGCUGGCCGAGUGGCUGGGCCGCGUGCGGGGCCGCUACCACCGCGUGCUCUGGAGGCACCAGGAGGAGCCCACGUCGUUCCCCGACGAGGAGGGCCCCAAGCACUGGAGCCCCGCGCGCUACGAGCACGUGAUGAGGCUGCGCCAGGAGGCCCUGGAGGCCGCCCGGGCCAUGUGGGCCGAUUACCUGCUGUUCCUGGACGCUGACAAUGUCCUGGUGAACCCCGACACGCUGGCCGUGCUGCUGGCCGAGAACAGAACCGUGGUGGCGCCCAUGCUGGACUCGCGCGCCGCCUACUCCAACUUCUGGUGCGGCAUCACCCCGCAGGGCUAUUACCGGCGCACGGCCGCCUACCUGCCCAUCCGGCGCCGGGAGCGCCGCGGCUGCUUCGCGGUGCCCAUGGUGCACUCGACGUUCCUGCUGGACCUGCGCCGGGAGCGCGCGCGGCACCUGGCCUUCCACCCGCCGCCGCCCGGCUACGCCGGCCCCUGGGACGACAUCCUGGUGUUCGCCGCCGCCUGCCGCCACGCCGGGGUUCAGAUGUUCGUGUCCAACCGGGAGCAGUUCGGGUUCCUGCCGGUGCCGCUGCGCUCCCAGAGCUCCCUGCGGGACGAGGCCGAGAACUUCCUGCACGUCCAGCUGGAGAUCAUGGUGAAGCUGCCUCCGGCCGAGCCCUCCCCACACGUGUGGGUCCCUCCCAAGGUCCUGGACAAGCUGGGAUUUGAUGAGGUGUUCCUGAUCAACCUGCGCCGCCGUUCGUGGCGCCGGGCGCGGAUGCUGCGCUCGCUGCACGAGCUGGGGGUGAGCCCCAAACUGGUGGAGGCCGUGGACGGACGGGCGCUGAACCGCAGCCGGGUGGAGGCGCUGGGGGUGCGGAUGCUGCCGGGGUACCGGGACCCCUUCCACGGGCGGGCGCUGACCCACGGCGAGGUGGGCUGCUUCCUCAGCCACCACGGGGUGUGGCAGGAGAUCGCGGCGCGGGGCCUGCGGCGCUCGCUGGUGUUCGAGGACGAUCUGCGCUUCGAGGUUUUCUUCCGCAGCCGCCUGACGGAGCUGAUGCGGCAGCUGGAGGAGGCGGCCAUCGAGUGGGACCUCAUUUACCUGGGCCGGAAGCGCCUGGAGCCGGAGCGCUCGGAGCGCGCCGUGCCGGGCGUGCGGCAGCUGCUGCGCCCGGGCUACUCCUACUGGAGCCUGGGCUACGCGCUGUCCCUGCGCGGCGCCCGCAAGCUGCUGGCGGCCGAGCCCCUGGGCAAGAUGAUCCCCGUGGACGAGUUCCUGCCCCUCAUGUUCGACCGGCACCCCAGCCCCGAGUACUCGCGGCACUUUGCCCGCCGGGACCUGGUGGCGUUUUCGGCGGAGCCGCUGCUGCUCUUCCCCACGCACUACACGGGGGAGCCCGGCUACGUCAGCGACACCGAGAGCCCCCCGGGGACCCCCGAAAUCCGGGAGGAGGAUGAGGAGGAAUUCCCGAGGGAAUCCCGGAAUUCCCAACUCCCGGAGAAACCCGAAACUUGGGAUGAGGAUGGGGACGAGGAGUUCCCGUGGGAACCCCAGAAUUCCCAACCCCGGCACGACAGCGACGCCCGCGACGAGCUCUGACCCCAGAAUUUGGGAUUUCCGGGGAAAAAUUCCUGCGGGAAUCCCGGAAUUUCCAUCCCUGGCAGGACACCAAGAGCCCCCCCAAAAUAUCCCCCAAAUUUGGGAUUUUUGGGGAAAAAAUUCCUGCGGGAAUCCUGGAAUUUCCAUCCCCAGAGCCCCCCCCCAGAAUUUGGGAUUUUUGGGGAAAAAUUCCUGCGGGAAUCCCGGAAUUUCCAUCCCCAGAGCCCCCCCCCAAAUUUGGUAUUUCUGGGGAAAAAUUCCUGUGGGAAUCCCGGAAUUCCCAACCCUGGCAGGACACCGAGAACCCCCAAAAAUAUCCCCCAAAAUUUGGGAUUUUUGGGGAAAAAUUCCUGCGGGAAUCCCGGAAUUUCCAUCCCCAGAACCCCCCCCAGAAUUUGGGAUUUUUGAGGGAAAAAUUCCUGCGGGAAUCCUGGAAUUUCCAUCCCCAGAGCCCCCCCCAGAAUUCGGGAUUUUUUGGGGAAAAAUUCCUGUGGGAAUCCCGGAAUUCCCAACCCUGGCAGGACACCAAGAGCCCCCCCCAAAAUAUCCCCAAAAUUUGGGAUGGGACAGAAUUCCCACGGGAAUCCCGGAAUUCCCAACCCCGGCGCGACAGCGACGAGCUCUGACCCCAAAAUCCCCCAAAUUUGGGGGAUUUUUGUAAACAAAUAAAGUUUCUAUUUUUAUUUUUAA
This is a messenger RNA of Melospiza melodia melodia, 2595 nucleotides long. RefSeq names its product procollagen galactosyltransferase 1-like. The transcript is spliced from 13 exons. The record is from RefSeq and is a predicted model, not a curated record. The coding region runs from base 1 to 1905 and encodes 634 amino acids. Lineage: Eukaryota; Metazoa; Chordata; Aves; Passeriformes; Passerellidae. Gene Ontology annotation, molecular function: procollagen galactosyltransferase activity.